Messenger RNA from Dermacentor silvarum, 1360 nucleotides. RefSeq lists its product as uncharacterized. The transcript has 5 exons. Bases 35 to 1138 code for a protein of 367 amino acids. The record is from RefSeq and is a predicted model, not a curated record. Lineage: Eukaryota; Metazoa; Arthropoda; Arachnida; Ixodida; Ixodidae.
GAGGAAUAAUAGAAGGGCCACAGAGGAUCAUUACAUGCCUCUGGAUAUAAAAGUCACCAGACAUUCUCAAGCUCUUCCAGAGGAGUGCAAAAGACCAACAUCGUCUGAGCACAAUGGCGAGGAACGAGAACAUGCAGAAAAUCUGGAAGAGGAAUCUUCACUAACAGGUCAUGAAGCAACCGAAAUAAACAAAAGUGGUGCAUCAGAAGAACACAACACAACUGAUGACACCACAUGCUGCCAUGAGGAGGUGCACAUCAUGGAUGUGUAUGAGAGAGAGUUUGGCGACCUCCUCUACCUGAGAAAUAAGGAAACAAUCUAUCAACGAUUUUACAACAUCACAAUAAAAAGGAUGGUAACAAAAUUAAACUUUCUCCCAAAGGAGCUCAUUGAAUGCAGAAUUCAAAGCAUUUGGAAGAAGCUUCUGGCAAGAGAUCCUGCUUUAAGGAGCAGGCAUGAGAGUGACGUCAGAGCUGCAAAGCUCCUCCGUUCGAAGAAAAAACCAGCAAAGACUAGCCAAAAAGCUGCAAAGCUUCUCCGUUCGAAGAAAAAACCAGCAAAGACUAGCCAAAAAGCUGCAAAGCUCCUCCGUUCGAAGAAAAAACCAGCAAAGACUAGCCAAAGAAAGGUGCAGAAAAAUGCCCGAUCAAGUUACAAGCCACUGCGAAGAGAUUCACAGAAACCAGAAUGUUUGACAGACAGCAAUGAAGAUGAUCAAGGUGGCCUCUAUCACACCCCACUUCCUGGCUUCAGGUCCAAGAGGAAUAAUAGAAGGGCCACAGAGGAUCGUUACAUGCCUCUGGAUAUAAAAGUCACCAGACAUUCUCAAGCUCUUCCAGAGGAGUGCAAAAGACCAACAUCGUCUGAGCACAAUGGCGAGGAACGAGAACAUGCAGAAAAUCUGGAAGAGGAAUCUUCACUAACAGGUCAUGAAGCAACCGAAAUAAACAAAAGUGGUGCAUCAGAAGAACACAACACAACUGAUGACACCACAUGCUGCCAUGAGGAGGAUGGCUCUGACCACUCAUCGGUCUGUGCUGACCUCCCCCCACUCCUGUCUCGUCGAGAAGUUGAGUUCUUCGAGUCUGACAAUGAUGAAGACUUGAAUCAUGAUGCCGACAACUACUACGAAGUUUAAAAGGACCAACAACUGGCUGCUCCAAGGAUUUACCGUUGUUGUGCCAAUGUUGACACAAAAUUUCUUGUUCUCGAGAAUGAAGAAGAAGUCAGUGAAGUUAGUACAUAUAUAAAAGCCGGUAGGGCUACCGCUCCUUUAUUGUCAGUCUUCUUCGGGUAAAGGGAGGGGGCUUGAGUUGUUCCAGAGUCUGUUUUAGGUUUAUGGUUGCAAGCUGCAAAGUGA